Molecule: messenger RNA, 1702 nt
Organism: Sycon ciliatum
Lineage: Eukaryota; Metazoa; Porifera; Calcarea; Leucosolenida; Sycettidae
Product: mitochondrial carnitine/acylcarnitine carrier protein-like
Exons: 1
Coding region: 129-1058 (309 amino acids)
Biological process (GO): mitochondrial transport; carnitine transmembrane transport
Cellular component (GO): mitochondrial envelope
Molecular function (GO): O-acyl-L-carnitine transmembrane transporter activity
Source: RefSeq, a predicted model, not a curated record
AUAACAAACUCACCAGCAAGAGUGCCUUUUUUCAACACAGACAUUCGGUACCCUGAAGAGAAAUACAUUCAGGCGGGGAAGAUUAUCAUCCUUGAAAGCCUUUGUGUUGGUCCGCAGUGGUUGUAGUCAUGUCUGUGGAAGAAAGCUCGGCGGCGCCGGCCAAGAAGGGCCCCUCCGCAAUCAAGGACUUCAUGGCAGGAGGAUUUGGAGGUGUGUGUCUCGUUGCUGUAGGUCAUCCACUGGACACGAUCAAGGUGCGGAUACAGACAAUGCCUCUGCCAGCCGCUGGCGAAAAGCCCAUGUAUGCUGGCAGUAUGGACUGUCUUAAUCAAACGGUGAAAAAGGAGGGUGUGCGAGGCUUGUAUAAGGGAAUGCUGGCGCCCAUAAUAGGCGUGACGCCCAUGUUCGCUGUAUGCUUCCUGGGAUUCGGUGUGGGCAAGCGCAUGCAGCAGAAAAAUCCUGGCGAUGAGCUGUCCACGCUUCAGCUGUUCAACGCUGGUAUGUUAGCUGGCGUGUAUACCACCGCCGUAAUGGUGCCUGGCGAACGUAUCAAGUGCUUGCUGCAGAUCCAGAGUGCAUCCAGCGGUGCGCCGAAGUAUGCUGGACCUCUGGACUGUGCAAAGCAGCUGUACCGCGAGUCUGGUCUUUUCCGUGGACUGUACAAGGGAACAGGAGCCACACUGCUGCGCGAUGUGCCGGCGUCGGGCGUGUAUUUCUCCCUGUACGAGAAUCUGAAGAAGGCUCUGUCAGCGGAUGGCAAAGGUUCCAACCUGUCCACGGCCAGCAUUUUACUGGCGGGAGGCCUGGCAGGCAUGGCCAACUGGGCCGUUGCCAUAGCACCCGACACGCUCAAGUCACGCCUGCAGACGUCGCCGGAGGGGGCUUUCCCGCGGGGCGUUCGUGAUGUCUUCAUGACCAUUAUGCGCACGGAGGGCCCGCUGGCGUUGUUCAAGGGUCUUGGACCGAUUAUGCUGCGUGCUUUCCCGGCUAAUGCCGCGUGCUUCGCCGGCUAUGAAGUUGCUAUCCGCUUCCUGGACUACGUGGCACCCAACUUAUAAGCGGUGUCUCUGAAUUCACUUGGCAGCCACAUCUGGUCCCAAGUGCCACCGCCGAUCCGACAUCAUCUGUCCUUAGGUAGCUAUUCUCCAAGGUGUCACUGUACACCUUACCCCAGUUUAUUUAUAGUUAUAUUCUAAUACCGUUUUUUUUUUACGAACUCGAGAUUUGUGAUCUGGCCUUGAACAAUGCCCUCAACCAUGCCAGAUUGAUUUUUUUAGGCCUGAAACAGAUUUGCCACUUAUCUGAGGUCUACUGUCCGUACAUGACUUGCACACGAUACUGUCAGCGGAUUGACUGCAUGCAGUAUGUGUGUGGCUACAGGCAGUCUUAUUUUUCGUUUCGGGUUUUGCAGCGACUAUAGACUAUAGGCUCGAGUGGGUCCCCUGUAGUCCUCGCUCAAUAUCUGUCUCUAUCUCUAGGUCUCAGUACAGUACAACACAGCUCCUCCUCGCUGUCAUGCAGCGUGGAGAUUACUUAGGCAGUCAAGUGCACUUCCAAGUAAACUUGCAUUCAUGUGCAUGUUGAAAAGUGCAAAGAACUAAUGUCGCGCAUGAUCGUAUUUUUCUGAUUAUUUCAGAUCAUUUUCUUUAUCCCUUGUCUGUCUUAUUAUGGGUUUUUGGAAAAUGCAACGUUUGAUCCAGUA